GUUUUUCUUUUUUUCCAUUUAUACUUUUCCUUACUGUUUUAUUUCUUCAAAUCAAUUGAGAUUGAGUAGUAAUCUGAGGUACACACCCUUCGCGCAUCAUCUCUUUCUUUCUGGAACUUUCUCACAGAGCCGGCGAGAACAGACAAGAAGAAGCCCGUGAAAGAUGGGUGCGAGCAGCGAUCCGAACCAAGACGGGUCGGAUGAACAGCAACGCCGCUCCGAGAUCUACACAUACGAAGCCCCAUGGCACAUCUACGCCAUGAACUGGAGCGUACGCAAGGACAAAAAGUACCGGCUCGCCAUCGCCAGCCUCCUUGAACAGUACCCCAACCGUGUGGAAAUCGUUCAGCUCGACGACUCCACCGGUGAGAUCCGCUCCGACCCCACCCUCUCAUUCGACCACCCCUACCCACCCACCAAGCUUAUCUUCAUCCCCGAUAAAGAAUGCCAGCGCCCGGAUUUACUAGCAUCAUCCUCCGAUUUCCUCCGUCUAUGGCAAAUCUCCGAUUCCGACAGCGGGAGGCGCGUGGAGCUUAAAAGCUUGUUGAAUAAUAACCGCAAUAGCGAGUUUUCGGGGCCGUUGACUUCGUUUGACUGGAACGAAGCUGAGCCGAGGAGGAUUGGGACCUCGAGUAUCGAUACCACUUGUACGAUUUGGGAUAUUGAAAAAGAGGUGGUGGAUACGCAGCUAAUUGCCCACGAUAAGGAGGUUUACGAUAUUGCCUGGGGCGGGGUUGGGGUUUUCGCCUCGGUUUCUGCGGAUGGUUCGGUUAGGGUUUUCGACCUUCGAGAUAAGGAGCAUUCGACCAUUAUUUACGAGAGCUCGGAGCCGGAUACUCCCUUAGUAAGGCUUGGCUGGAAUAAGCAGGAUCCGAGGUACAUGGCUACUAUUAUAAUGGACAGUAGCAAGGUUGUGGUUCUGGAUAUACGUUUUCCAACAUUGCCAGUGGUGGAGUUGCAGCGGCAUCAGGCUAGUGUGAACGCGAUUGCGUGGGCGCCACAUAGUUCUUGCCACAUUUGCACCGCGGGGGAUGAUUCUCAAGCUUUAAUUUGGGAUCUUUCUUCGAUGGGACAGCCAGUGGAGGGCGGGUUGGAUCCAAUUCUGGCCUACACUGCUGGGGCGGAGAUUGAGCAGCUACAGUGGUCCUCAUCACAGCCUGAUUGGGUUGCAAUUGCUUUUUCAAACAAGCUACAGAUUCUGAGGGAUAAAUGACGGUUUGCCUCCAAGAUCUAUCUGUUUGGCGUUUGAGGUCGUUCAGCAUGUUGAAGAAAGUCUGCUGUGGAUUAAGCAGUGGAGAGUGGCCAAUGAUUGAACAACAGUAGUGAACAGGGUGAUGUACCUGCAUCCUUCACUUUUCACUGUGUGGAAGUUAAUUCGGCCUUGAAACAAUGCCUUCAGGCAGUAAGUAUAUUUCAUUGGUCAUUGUAAUUGGCUUCAUGUUAAUUCAUAUUUGUGAAGCAGUUAAUUUCA
Molecule: messenger RNA, 1471 nt
Organism: Sesamum indicum (sesame)
Lineage: Eukaryota; Viridiplantae; Streptophyta; Magnoliopsida; Lamiales; Pedaliaceae
Source: RefSeq, a predicted model, not a curated record